Molecule: messenger RNA, 210 nt
Organism: Pediculus humanus corporis (human body louse)
Lineage: Eukaryota; Metazoa; Arthropoda; Insecta; Psocodea; Pediculidae
Exons: 2
Coding region: 1-210 (69 amino acids)
Source: RefSeq, a predicted model, not a curated record
AUGGUGGUAUGUUUUAGUAGUAGUUAUUUUUUAAAUAUUAUUUUUAUCGGGAUAUUGUGGUGCAGCAGCAGUUGCGGAGUCACCGGUAAACAAUCGACAUAUUAUCAAAAUCAGUUUGCCGUCCAUAUUCCAAGUGGUAAAACGGAUGCUGACGAAAUCGCGAGUAGACAUGGAUUCGUUAAUCUCGGAAAGAAUUUAUUUUUCGAUUAA